This is a messenger RNA of Aspergillus nidulans FGSC A4, 1554 nucleotides long. RefSeq names its product protein CYP662A1. Bases 1 to 1554 code for a protein of 517 amino acids. NCBI's taxonomy places the organism in Eukaryota, Fungi, Ascomycota, Eurotiomycetes, Eurotiales, Aspergillaceae. Gene Ontology annotation, biological process: toxin biosynthetic process. The record is from RefSeq and is a predicted model, not a curated record. Gene Ontology annotation, molecular function: heme binding; monooxygenase activity; iron ion binding. The transcript has 3 exons.
AUGCUCGCUCUACUUCUCGUCCUAGUGGCUCUGACGAGCUACUUCCUCGUGAGAAUGCGCCAGCAACGCGGGAUGUUCAGAAAUCUCCCUGGGCCGCCGCAUCACGCUAUCUGGGGUCACUUUUUAAUCAUGCGAGAUAUCGCAAGCUCUCUUCCCCCUGAUGCAACUCCACAGCUGUUUGCGCACUUGAUGCGCCAACGGUACGGUCUCGGUGAUUUCUUCUACCUCGAUCUGUGGCCUCUCGCACCGCCGCAGCUUGUCAUUGCCCAUCCAGAACUGGCUACCCAGAUCGUCCACAAGAUGAAUCUGCCCAAGGAGUCGGCAGUCAUGCAGAAAUGGACCGGUCCAAUCCUUGGCGAGAAAUCCAUGGUCUCUGCGAAUGGACACGACUGGUUCAUUGCCCGCAAGUCUUUCACUCCGGGCUUCCAGCCGCGGAAGCUGCAGCAGCAUAUACCUCAUAUUGUGGAUGAGACGCAGGCUUUUGCUGAUAUUCUAAGAGAACAUUUUCAUAUGAAUGAUAUCUUUAAAAUGGAAGAUCUGGUUGCCAGGAUGAUAUUUAAUAUCUCAGCUGGGGUGAUCUUGGGAAUCAAAUGCAACGCACAGAGGGAUGACGAUGAGUUUCUCGAACUCUUCCGGAAACAGGCCGCCUUGGCGCCUCAGGACUUUUGGUCUCGGUAUCUUUACGACGUCAGCCCCCGUCGAUACUAUAGGAAGUGGAGCAACGGACGUGCUUUAGAUCGUUAUGUUGGUCGUCUGGUUGAUCAACGAGUCGUCAGCGGCCCUGCUGCCAAUCCAGACCAGAAGACCAAAUACUACGCUAUCGACGAUGCUAUUGCAACCAGCCGCACCCUGAACAAAAAUAUACCACAUACUUCUUCUUUGGAUAAGUAUACACGGGACAUGCUCAUCACAUCCGUCAAGACCCUCAUCUUCGCUGGUCACGACACCUCGGCCAGUACUCUAUGCUAUACCUUUGCGGCCAUAAGCAAACACCCGCAAGUCCUCAACACCCUUCGAAAGGAACAUAACGCCCUCUUCGGCACUGACCCUUCCGCCGCGGCGGAUCUUCUCCGCGACGACCCCAACCUUGUGAACAACCUCCCCUACACCCUUGCGGUCAUCAAAGAGGCUCUUCGUCUCUGGCCUCCAACAGGUAUCAGCCUUCGCCGCGGCCAACCAGACCAAACCCUUUUUGCAGAGGGCAAAGAAUGGCCCACAUACCCCUUCGCGGUCCUUGUUAACAACUGUGCCACCAUGCGCCGGGAAGAUCUCUUCAAGGAUGCAGAGAGAUUUUAUCCCGAGAGGCACCUCGUUAAUGAUCCCACUGAUCCAUACUUUGUCCCGCGUGACGCGUGGAGACCGUUUGAGAAGGGACCACGGAUGUGUCUGGGCCAGACGUUGGCUUUGAUGCAACUCAAGAUUGCCCUAGUGAUGACGGUGAGGACCUUUGAUUUUGAGAUUGUUUACGAAGAGGGGACAUUCAUGUAUCAGGUUUUGGAUGUCACGGCUAAGCCGUCACUGGGGUUGCCGACUAGGGUCAAAUUAGUUGAGUAG